Prorocentrum cordatum is the source of this 3977-nucleotide messenger RNA. The record is from the annotation of a GenBank genome assembly. NCBI's taxonomy places the organism in Eukaryota, Dinophyceae, Prorocentrales, Prorocentraceae.
CACUGUCACACUGACCAGUACAACUGGGACCACCAUAAUGAGCAAUACAGAGACCGCCACCGUGUCUGCGAGCGCCACAGUGAUCUCUACAACGACCGUGACGAGCACAGAAACCACGUCAGUGACCAGCGCCAGUAUGACCACUGUUUCGGAAAGCUCCACUGUCACACUAACCAGUGCAAGUGGGACCACCACAAUGAGCAAUACCGAGACCACCACCGUGUCUGCGAGCGCCGUAGUGAUCUCUACAACGACCGUGGCGAGCACAGAAACCACGUCAGUGACAAGCGCCAAUAUGACCACCAUCUCCGAGAGCGACACUGUCACGUUGACAAGCACCAGUGCAACCAGUUCUUCUUCUGGCUCCAUGACGGUGACCAGCACCACAGAGACCACGGGGAGCACCACCGAGAGUUCCACUAUUUCGACUGGGACGAGCACAGUCACCACCCUAGCAACCAGCUCUAGUAUGACCACUGUUUCGGAAAGCUCCACUGUCACACUGACCAGUGCAACUGGGACCACCACAAUGAGCAUGAGCGCAACCAGUUCUUCUUCUGGCUCCGUGACGGUGACCAGCACCACAGAGAACACCACGGGGAGCACCACCGAGAGUUCUACCGUUUCGAUUGGGACGAGCGCAGGCACCACCACUGCGACCAGCACCAGUAUGACCACUGUUUCGGAAAGCUCCACUGUCACACUAACCAGUGCAAGUGGGACCACCACAAUGAGCAAUACCGAGACCACCACCGUGUCUGCGAGCGCCGUAGUGAUCUCUACAACGACCGUGGCGAGCACAGAAACCACGUCAAUCACCAGCGCCAGUAUGACGACCAUUUCCGAGAGCGACACGGUCACGUUGACAAGCACCAGUGCAACCAGUUCUUCUUCUGGCUCCAUGACGGUGACCAGCACCACAGAGACCACGGGGAGCACCACCGAGAGUUCCACUAUUUCGACUGGGACGAGCACAGUCACCACCCUAGCAACCAGCUCUAGUAUGACCACUGUUUCGGAAAGCUCCACUGUCACACUGACCAGUGCAACUGGGACCACCACAAUGAGCAUGAGCGCAACCAGUUCUUCUUCUGGCUCCGUGACGGUGACCAGCACCACAGAGAACACCACGGGGAGCACCACCGAGAGUUCUACCGUUUCGAUUGGGACGAGCGCAGGCACCACCACUGCGACCAGCACCAGUAUGACCACUGUUUCGGAAAGCUCCACUGUCACACUAACCAGUGCAAGUGGGACCACCACAAUGAGCAAUACCGAGACCACCACCGUGUCUGCGAGCGCCGUAGUGAUCUCUACAACGACCGUGGCGAGCACAGAAACCACGUCAAUCACCAGCGCCAGUAUGACGACCAUUUCCGAGAGCGACACGGUCACGUUGACAAGCACCAGUGCAACCAGUUCUUCUUCUGGCUCCAUGACGGUGACCAGCACCACAGAGACCACGGGGAGCACCACCGAGAGUUCCACUAUUUCGACUGGGACGAGCACAGUCACCACCCUAGCAACCAGCUCUAUAUGACCACUGUUUCGGAAAGCUCCACUGUCACACUAACCAGUGCAAGUGGGACCACCACAAUGAGCAAUACCGAGACCACCACCGUGUCUGCGAGCGCCGUAGUGAUCUCUACAACGACCGUGGCGAGCACAGAAACCACGUCAAUCACCAGCGCCAGUAUGACGACCAUUUCCGAGAUUCCACUAUUUCGACUGGGACGAGCACAGUCACCACCCUAGCAACCAGCUCUAGUAUGACCACUGUUUCGGAAAGCUCCACUGUCACACUGACCAGUGCAACUGGGACCACCACAAUGAGCAUGAGCGCAACCAGUUCUUCUUCUGGCUCCGUGACGGUGACCAGCACCACAGAGAACACCACGGGGAGCACCACCGAGAGUUCUACCGUUUCGAUUGGGACGAGCGCAGGCACCACCACUGCGACCAGCACCAGUAUGACCACUGUUUCGGAAAGCUCCACUGUCACACUAACCAGUGCAAGUGGGACCACCACAAUGAGCAAUACCGAGACCACCACCGUGUCUGCGAGCGCCGUAGUGAUCUCUACAACGACCGUGGCGAGCACAGAAACCACGUCAAUCACCAGCGCCAGUAUGACGACCAUUUCCGAGAGCGACACGGUCACGUUGACAAGCACCAGUGCAACCAGUUCUUCUUCUGGCUCCAUGACGGUGACCAGCACCACAGAGACCACGGGGAGCACCACCGAGAGUUCCACUAUUUCGACUGGGACGAGCACAGUCACCACCCUAGCAACCAGCUCUAGUAUGACCACUGUUUCGGAAAGCUCCACUGUCACACUGACCAGUGCAACUGGGACCACCACAGUGAGCAUGAGCGCAACCAGUUCUUCUUCUGGCUCCGUGACGGUGACCAGCACCACAGAGAACACCACGGGGAGCACCACCGAGAGUUCUACCGUUUCGAUUGGGACGAGCGCAGGCACCACCAUUGCGACCAGCACCAGUAUGACCACUGUUUCGGAAAGCUCCACUGUCACACUAACCAGUGCAAGUGGGACCACCACAAUGAGCAAUACCGAGACCACCACCGUGUCUGCGAGCGCCGUAGUGAUCUCUACAACGACCGUGGCGAGCACAGAAACCACGUCAGUGACAAGCGCCAGUAUGACCACCAUCUCCGAGAGCGACACUGUCACGUUGACAAGCACCAGUGCAACCAGUUCUUCUUCUGGCUCCAUGACGGUGACCAGCACCACAGAGACCACGGGGAGCACCACCGAGAGUUCCACUAUUUCGACUGGGACGAGCACAGUCACCACCCUAGCAACCAGCUCUAGUAUGACCACUGUUUCGGAAAGCUCCACUGUCACACUGACCAGUGCAACUGGGACCACCACAAUGAGCACGAGCGCAACCAGUUCUUCUUCUGGCUCCGUGACGGUGACCAGCACCACAGAGAACACCACGGGGAGCACCACCGAGAGUUCCACAAUUUCGACUGGGACGAGCACAGUCACCACCGUUGCGACCAGCGCCAGUAUGACCACUGUUUCGGAAAGCUCCACUGUCACACUAACCAGUGCAAGUUGGACCACCACAAUGAGCAAAACAGAGACCGCCACCGUGUCUGCGAGCGCCACAGUGUUCUCUACAACGACCGUGACGAGCACAGAAACCACGUCAAUCACCAGCGCCAGUACUUCCAGCACCAGGCUCACACUCACCAGUGUUACUGGGACCGUGACAGGCUCAGACACGACCGCCACGACCAGCGCCAGUAUGAGCAGUAUGAUCACGCACACGGUGACGACAGUGAGUGUUACGGCGACCACCGUCUCGCUCACGAGCGCAAGCAGCAUGUCUUCAGGCUCCAUGACCGCUAGCAGUAGCACCAGUGUGACUAGAACGACCGAACGCAGCAUCAGUGCGACGACUAACACCAGCACCCUUACGAGUACCAGCGAGACGAGUUCCCCGGAAAGCUCGAUGGCAGUGACCAGUGCCAGUGACACCACCGAGAGCACAACCGAAAGUUCGAACACAUUGACCGUGACGAGCACAACCACCACCACAGCGACCAGCGCCAGUGCAACCAGCAUCUCCGAAAGUUCUACCAUCACCAUUACCAGCUCCAGUGCAACCCAGACCACCACUGCGACCACCGCCACCCUCACUACGACCACUACAAGCACCAGUGCAACUAGGACGAGGACCACUUCAAGCACAAGCGGCACUUCGACGACGAGUAUUUCAGAGACAGCGAGCAGCAGCACAACGCGGACAGCCACGACAGGGUCAUUCAGCAUUACGAUUAGCAGCACCAGUACGCUAAGCAGCACUACGACGCCGCACACCACGACGGCAUCGUCAAUGAGUAGCACGAGUGGUACAAGUAGCACGUCAGCAUCAUUGACCACCGUCACUCUCACUACGACCAGCACCAGCGCCAGUGCAACGAGCACCUCUGCUCCAGUGUGA